This is a messenger RNA of Peromyscus eremicus (cactus mouse), 488 nucleotides long. RefSeq names its product large ribosomal subunit protein uL15-like. Bases 15 to 488 code for a protein of 157 amino acids. Gene Ontology annotation, biological process: translation. NCBI's taxonomy places the organism in Eukaryota, Metazoa, Chordata, Mammalia, Rodentia, Cricetidae. Gene Ontology annotation, cellular component: cytosolic large ribosomal subunit. The transcript has a single exon. Gene Ontology annotation, molecular function: structural constituent of ribosome. The record is from RefSeq and is a predicted model, not a curated record.
GUUCUGCUGCCGCCAUGCCAUCCAGACUGAGGAAGACCCGGAAAGUCCGGGGCCACGUGAGCCACGGCCACGGCCGCAUCGGUAAACACCACAAGCACCCAGGAGGCCGCGGUAAUGCUGGAGGCAUGCAUCACCACAGGAUCAACUUCGACAAAUAUCAUCCAGGUUACUUUGGGAAAGUUGGUAUGAGACAUUACCACUUAAAGAGGAACCAGAGCUUCUGUCCGACUGUCAACCUGGACAAAUUGUGGACACUGGUCAGUGAGCAGACACGCGUCAACGCUGCAAAGAACAAGACUGGAGCUGCUCCCAUCAUCGAUGUUGUGCGAUCAGGCUACUACAAAGUUCUGGGGAAGGGAAAGCUCCCUAAGCAGCCUGUCAUCGUGAAAGCCAAAUUUUUCAGAAGAGCUGAAGAGAAGAUAAAGGGUGUUGGAGGUGCCUGUGUCCUGGUGGCUGGAAGCCACCCAGGGAGGUUAAUUAAAUGCUAA